AAAGAGAUGCGUUACUCAUCGUCUCGCCUCAUUACUGCGGGCGUUUUAAUUGCUUGAUUCUCGCACUCUUGUAACCCACCCUCACUUUGUUAUGUCGGACGUUUUUCUCUUGUUGGACGACUCUGACCCUCUGAUCUCGUAUGACGGGCCAUGGAGUCUCGAGGAUUCCGACCAUGGAGACUACCAUUGUUUGGAUGGUGGUGAGGACGGCGGUAGUGUAUCCGUGACUUUCAAUGGUACUUCGAUAGCGUUUACUGGUAAUACGCCGGACGUGCCAGAUGUAUUGCAGCCAUUCAGAGUCAGCAUCGAUGGUGAAACGUCUAAAGAAGCGCAGUAUCCGGAUUGGAAUCAUUAUGAACAGUGGUAUCAGUCGCCGCCACUAGCAGAUGGACCUCAUAACAUCAGCCUGAGUGGGCUAGUGAAGGGUACUACUGUGGAUUAUGUCCUCGUUGAGGCUGGCUAUUCGACAUCCCUAGCCAAUUCGUCCCUCGUAGUCGACGAUAGUAGCAGGGAAAUUCGGUAUUCUGCAGGCUGGGAACCAAAGAAUAACCAAUCACUGCCAGGUGAUCCGGCGGAUGGGGUAUCAUUGUAUUCACCCUUGGGUGGUGGUACAACGGAGAGUCUAGCGGGCGAUGAUUCGUUUUCCUUCGAGUUCGCCGGUACCGCUGUGUAUGUUUAUGGUGUACGGGAAGGUGCCGAUGCGGUGACAUGCAGCGUGGACAACUCCCCACCAUCGUUUGUGUCUCUGAGUCCUCCUUCACAGGACGACGAAAACAUUGUCAAUGUCUUGUUCUUUCAAAGCCAUGAACUUGGGCCAGGUAACCAUACCCUAAUGUGCAACGUGACCGACGACAAGUCCUUCGUGCUCGACUACAUCGUCUAUACUCCAUCUUUCGACUCUCUAUCCGACAAACCCUAUCUUUUCCCCCAACCCCAGGCAAGCGUCUCUCCUCCGAGUCCUUCAACAAGGGGUAGUGCUUCGAGCUCGGCAGUACCUUCAGGGGCCAUCGCUGGUGCGGUAGCUGGAGCUAUCGUGCUUUUGGCCGUCUUUGCGACGCUUGUUGUCAUAUGGUGCAGGGGUAGAAAGCGAAAAGUUGCCCUUUCACGCUCAUCAUCCUUUGGUGAUGCUACCGUCGCGUCUGGAGCGCUAUCUCCCCCCGAAUCAUAUACGGAGGCCAUCGAAGUUCGCACACCUCUUGUACCGAAUCGGUUUGAUCCAAACUUGUUCGUGUCGAACAACGCUCGAUCGGAGAAGUAUGCAUCUUCGUCUCGACAACUAUCACUUUCAUCGCGUUUCAGAGAUUUUGGAAUUGGAUGGGGGUACUCUAAAAGGACUAGCCGUUAUCCGGAGAAGUUUUGAUUGUUGUAUAUCAUCUGUUGUUAUUUAUUGCUCCUUUACAGACUCGGACACUUGUAACU
This is a messenger RNA of Desarmillaria tabescens, 1419 nucleotides long. RefSeq lists its product as uncharacterized. Lineage: Eukaryota; Fungi; Basidiomycota; Agaricomycetes; Agaricales; Physalacriaceae. Bases 92 to 1360 code for a protein of 422 amino acids. The record is from RefSeq and is a predicted model, not a curated record. The transcript has 3 exons.